Molecule: messenger RNA, 1098 nt
Organism: Trichomonas vaginalis G3
Lineage: Eukaryota; Parabasalia; Trichomonadida; Trichomonadidae
Product: spectrin binding
Exons: 1
Coding region: 1-1098 (365 amino acids)
Source: RefSeq, a predicted model, not a curated record
AUGAUUUCCUUUUUGCUUUUUUGGAGAGCAGAAGACUUUUUUUAUCAAAAAGUAUUCAAUGAUCCUAUCAUAUUUCCUGUAACAUAUUCUAUCAAUAAUGUUAAACAAAGAAAAUGCUCAGUUAAUAAAGAUGAUGAAACAAUUAGCUGUCCUCAAGGAACAAAUAUUAGUAAUUCAGCAUUUGUAACAGCAACUAUAAAUAAUUUGCCUUCUGGCUACUUUAAUAUCUUAAAUUUUACAUGUAAUUCCUUAAAAGCUAAUCCGAAACAAGAAAUUCAAAUCAUUAUCAGAUCAAAUGGUACAGGGAGAAGCUACUUUUUCAAACCUGAUGGCUCUGAACAGUCAAACCCAGUUAUUCCAAUUGUAAAUAAUUCUCAAAUCGAAGCAUACUUUCUUUCACAUGAAGGAGAGAGUAUUUUUAAGUUACCACAGCUUAAAAUUAUUAACCCAAAUAUUGAAAGAAAAGAAUACGGAAAACCUAAAUUAACUAAAAUUGAAAAGAAUGUUUAUCGAGCUUCAGUUGAAGUUACUCCAACAGAAAAACUAUAUAUACAAUCAAUGUUUAUUUCAAAUAGUUUUGGUCUUCCAAAAACAAUGUAUGAAUAUAAUUAUCCAAUUCCAGAUUCAAAGACAAAUGUAAUGAUCAUUCCAGUUAUAGCAAACGAAUCAAUCAUUAUAGGAAUUGAUGUUUAUAAUGAUGAAUACUUUUGUGCAUGGCAUCAAAGAACAGAUGUAGAAGGAUCAUAUAUGGAAUUAUCCAUCAAACCUAAAAGAACAUUUACUUUAACAUAUUUAAUUAUUGAGAAAGAGUCAGUUAAUCUUCGAGAUUCUUUAGAGAAAUGGCAUUUAACAUUCAAAGACAUUUACUGCAAUAAUACAUUUGGUCUUGGCGCAUGGGUUGCUUUUCCUCGUCUUAAUCAAUUUAAAGAAGAUUAUAUUAAACCAUUAAUAAAUGUGCUGCAAAUGGUAGUCAAUUAUGUACAGUUAUUAGAGAUUAUGGAAGGAGAGAUAUCAAUGGAAAGCUUCAAUGCUCAGUCAAUUAUAAUAAUAAAGGAUCUCAGAUAUAUUUCUUAUUCUAUGGUGCUGCAAGAGAUUUAA